Messenger RNA from Anguilla anguilla (European eel), 4384 nucleotides. RefSeq names its product protein FAM160A1-like. Lineage: Eukaryota; Metazoa; Chordata; Actinopteri; Anguilliformes; Anguillidae. The record is from RefSeq and is a predicted model, not a curated record. The transcript has 13 exons.
GUAAAGCUGGUUUCAGAGCUCACCAUCCACAGCGCAGCCCAGGUUAGACUAUAGUAAAACUGCCUUUGGUAAAAUAAACACCUUAGAACUUUCGAAAGAGUUAGACAGUUUGACUACCUUGGAGGGAACACUGUAGGAUUUACAGCGUUACACGAAGGAAUCGGAAUAUAUCAGCAAACGGCAGCGAACAGGAAUAUACACCCUGGAAUAUAAUUUCUGGGCUACAACUCCAGAAACGAUACCGUGGUCGACAAUAAACAUUUUGGGAAUCUAUACAGGAUUGGUCCGUCCGUCUCUCAGAAGAACGCAGACCUCGUUGUGAUGGUACACCUCGCAGAGUCAGGAAGCGCUGUCUAGAUUGGACGAUGGUCCAGGAAAGGUCUUUGGAGCUCGAACACACCCCCGCGGCCGCGCUGGGCCAGGGGCGAGAGUGACGACCCCACGUUCCCCCGCAGCAUGGUGUAGCCGGAAAGCAGCGCAGUCAAGAUGAUGGCCUCCGUCAUCGCCGGCGGCAACCGGGACCGGCAGUCGCCCAUCCUGAGGGGGGUGGAUCCAGAGACCUGCAUGAUCGUGUUCAAGAACCACUGGGCCCAGGUGGUGAAGAUCCUGGAGAAGCACGACCCGCUGCGCAGCGGGAUGGGGUUCGGCGGGGGGAUGCGUUUCGGGCCCAUCCCGGGCGACGAGGCCAGCGCGGUGCAGAACUACGUGGAGCACAUGCUCUUCCUCCUGAUGGAGGAGGACAGCGGGCAGGCGGGCGCCAUGGGCCCCAUCCUGGAGUUCGUGGUGACGGAGAACGUGAUGGAGCAGCUCUUCCUCUGGAGCCUGAGGCGGGAGUUCACCGACGACAUGAAGGUGGAGCAGCUGAAGAUGUACGAGAUGCUGGUGGGCCAGUCCCGCCAGCCCCUCCUGCACCACAAGCCCAUCCUGCGGCCCCUCAUGAUGCUGCUGGGCUCCUGCGCCGGGGCCGGGGCCCCCGCCGUGGAGGCCGAGCUGGUGCUCCUGCUCAACCAGCUCUGCUCCAUCCUGGCCAAGGACCCCUCGGUCCUGGAGCUCUUCUUCCACACCAGCGAGGACCAGGGCGCCGCCAACUUCCUCAUCUUCUCCCUGCUCAUCCCCUUCACCCACCGCGAGGGCCGGGUGGGGCGGCAGGCGCGCGAAGCCCUCCUCUUCAUCAUGGCCUUGUCGGCCGAAAACCAGGUGGUGGCCAAGCACAUCGUGGAGAACACCUACUUCUGCCCGGUGCUGGCGACAGGGUUGAGCGGUCUGUACUCGUCCCUGCCCACCAGGCUGGCAACGCGGGGUGAGGACUGGCACUGCCUCCAGGUGGAAGACUGGCAGCAGAUUCCCGCUCUGGUGCAGUUCCUCAACUCCCUGGAGUUCUGCAGCACUGUCAUCCAGGUAUCCCAUUCCUCGAUCAAAAACCAGCUGGUGGGGUACAUUUAUAACGGAUUCCUUGUGCCUGUACUGGCCCCGGCUCUACACAAGCUGACGGUGGAGGAGGUGAUGACCACCACGGCGUACCUGGACCUCUUCCUGCGCAGCGUGACCGAGCCCGCCCUGCUGCAGACCUUCCUGAGCUUCGUCCUGCUGCACCGGCACGAGAACGUGCACAUCCUGGACACGCUGGUCAGCCGCAUCAACACGCCCUUCCAGCUGGGCACCGUGUCAUUGGCCCUGUUCCGCACUCUGAUUGGUUUAAACUGCGAGGAUGUGAUGCUGCAGCUUGUCUUGAGGUACCUGAUCCCCUGCAGUCACAUGAUGCUGAGCCAACGCAGGGUGCUGCAGGAGAGGGACUGCUACUCCACGUCCGCCGCCAAAAUCCUGAGCCUGUCCCCGUCCUGCUGCGCCCCGGAACUCCAGCUGGACCGCAUCCACUGGUCGAAAAGCCCGGACGGCCCCCACCAAGGAAAUACGGGUACGCCCCUCACUGUUCCAAUACGCAACACACUCUGUUGAAAGGAUGAGGAUGGCUCUGGGUUCUCCUGUGUCAUUGGGCCUGAGAUUCUCACGGACGUUAGCUACCUUCGGUAUCUGCAUGAUGCCCGUAUCUGCAUCACCGUCUGCGUCAAGGCGUGUCACGUGUGGUCAGCCCCGUACGACGGCGUGGACCCUCCCCCCAAACUUUGCCAGGGCAACCCCCUGGGUGAGUCGGGAAAGCCGUCCAGGAGGACGCAGAGAGCCCGCCCCUCCUCGGACCUGGGCUCCUCCGGGGAGCAGGUCAACCACCUGGAGCUGGAGUGGGACGACAGUUACGAUGCCGUCCUGCCCCCCGAUGAGGAGACCAGGCCCCCAGUUCCUGCUGAGCCACCAAAACACAUCCAGGAGAUGAGGAAGAACGCCAUCAUGCUCAUCAAGGGCUCCUACAUUGAGGAAUCCGACUUCCAGGAUGAUGUACUGGUCUACAACCUCAUCGCACAAAAGGACACCAGGGAUUUAGUGGAACACAGCCUGCCAAAGGCCCAGAGCACAGGGCCAGUUAAAGACCACCAGCAGGACGAGCGGCUGACUCAGGAUCAGCCCACCCAGCCGCUAAGCAAUGGUCUGAGCUCUCCACAGCACCCCCCAGUGGCGAAAGAGCAGAACAACAAUGCCUUUGACCACAAUUCCAAGCUGCACAUUCGGGCAAGCCAGACCAGAGAUGACUUCAUGUCCCAGUACUACGAGCUCAUCCGCGCUUUGGGGGCAGACCCAACCAGCCCGGUGAAAGGAGAGAGGCAGUUCCGUAAGCCGGUCAGCCCUGCGGAAGAGGACGAGGUGGACUUUACAUCAUUCGACAUCGACUCGCCAGAGCUAGAGAAAACUCCCUCGCCAUUUGGGUCAAAAAACCAGAGCGGGACCUGGAUGCAGGGCGCACCUUUCACAGGGCCGUUCAUCAGCGUGCUGCUGUCCCGGCUAGAGAACAUGCUGGAGAACUCCAUCCACGUGAACCUCCUUCUGACGGGCAUCCUGGCGCAGCUAGCCGCGUACCCCCAGCCUCUGCUGCACUCCUACCUGCUCAAUACCAACAUGGUGCUGCAGCCGAGCGUUCGCUUGCUCUACCAGGUUCUUGCGUCUGUGAAGAACCAGAUCGAGCAGAGGUCUGCAGCGAAGAAAGACUUCCCAGAGCUGGUGAGGGGCGUGCGGCAGCACAUGCUGGCCCGAGACGAUGCCCUCCGCAGCCGAGAGGUGCUGCUCUCGAACGGAGACUGGCUUCCCAACGGACCGGAGGACAGGAUGCCGCUCGUCGGCAGCAGGGUCACAAAGAACCUGCCGCCCCCUCCCAAGAUCCCUCCCCAGCUCCGGAACGGGGUGUUCGCUACGGUCCUCUUCGCAGAGUUCCUCAAAGAGCUGGCAGCCUUCGCUCAGGAGCACUCUAUACUCACACACACGCACCAGGAGGACUAGAGCUCUAAUCCAUGUGUGUGUGUGUGUGUGUGUGUGUGUGUGCGUGCGUGCGUGUGUGUCUCUGUUACUUCUACUUUUUAAUCUCUGGAUAUCUGAAUAUUUUUUUAAAGACUUUUGAAAUAUAUAUUUUUUAUCUCACGUUCCUGGCACUACUUGAUUACAAAGAUACCUCUUUGGUGAACUUCUAUUUUCUGUCUUCAAAAAGUUUUUUUCAAUUAUAUUUUUAUUUGAUUUUCACAAGGUUAAAAUAAGAUCACUGUAGACCAGCUCAGUGAAUUGCAGUUGUGUUCAGUUCCUCAGCAUAUAAAGGAACAAGGCAAGUGGGGAGGAACUAAAAGAUUUUUAAACACAAUAUAUAAAAUUCAGUUAUCUAUGGCAAAUGGAAGACAAUGUUUAAGGUAUCAUUCCGUAUCACACAUUACAUAGUUCAUGCGGGUUUUCAGAUUUUAAAAAGGGAUUUAUAUUGGGUGAAUGUCCUUCCUUGAACUGUCUAGACCACUCCUGUCCAAAUGCACCAGGUCAGGAAACGCCAUUAUUCAACACUACCCUUAAAACUGUUUCGGGUUUUUCCUCAUUUUUUGAGUGCAUUUAAUUAUUAUGCAUUUUACAAGCACAAGAGCACAAGUGUCAAUGUAUUGCUUCUUAUUCACUACAGAUGAGCCAGGGGAUAAGGCAGUUUGCAUCAAAAUAAAUCCUGUUGAGAAUGUGAUCUCAACCUAAUGAAAAUACUGUUUCUCAAGAUCACUUCUAUUAGUAUUUUCACAACUAGUAAUAAAGCGUGUUUACAAAAAAAUUCAGAGCCUUCCGUAGGGUAAUAACUGCUGCAAAUCCUCAAAGUUUUUGAUUUCCAGAAUAUUCACUGAGCAGCAGUAGUAGUUCAAAGUGAUCUGUGUUGUCAACAAUGCCUCCUGUUACACAGGGUUAAAUGCUCAGUGCUCUACAAUGACUUUGGAAAGCCCUUUAAAAUGUUAUGGAACAGUGAAAUAGUCAACAAUCCCUU